UUCCGGACAGGAGUUUUCAAACAACACUAGCCAGCGAGCUAGUCGUUACCAGUUUUUGCUCAGGGAAACGACAGACUUUGCUGAGUUUCGGCUAGCCUGUCGUAAAUCCAUCCAGCGAUGUCAGCGACCUCCAAGAGGAGAAGAGCCACCUCGCCCUCCAGCAGCAUCAGUGGAGGCGGUGACCUCGACGAUAACGCGUCUACUCCUGGAAGUGGCAGGAAAAAAAGAAGAAUCUCCAAUUUACCUCCUGUAGAUACAAUUGCUGUAUGUCAUGAGCUGUUUAAUGCUGUCAGGGACCACAAGGAUGAGCAUGGAAGGCAACUCGGGGACUUUUUCUUGAGAGUACCAAAGAGAAGGAAUCUGCCUGACUAUUAUGAAGUCGUGUCCCAGCCAAUUGAUAUGACAAAAAUUCAGUAUAAACUGAAGUCAGAAGAUUACAAUGACCUGGAUCAACUAACUGCAGAUUUCCAACUCAUGUUCAACAACGCCAAAUCAUUUUACAAGAGAGACAGUGAGGAGUACCGAGCUGCAUGCAAGCUGUGGGAGAUAUAUUUGCAAACAAGAACUGAAUUUGUUCAACCUGGAGACGGAGAUGAAGAUGAUGAAGAUGGUGAGGACAUGAUGGAUACUCCAGGAAUUUCAACUGAAGAUGAGACCUCAACUGGCAGUUUGAAGGAGGUAUUGGAGCAGCUCUUGGAGGCUGUUGUGUCCCAUGCGGAUCCCUCAGGACGUCUGGUCAGUGAACUGUUCCAGAAAUUGCCUUCCAAAGUGCAUUACCCAGACUACUAUGCUGUUAUAAAGGAGCCAAUAGACCUGAGGACUAUUGCUCAGAGAAUACAGAUUGGAUACUAUAAAAGCGUGAAUGCCAUGGCCAAGGAUGUGGACCUGAUGGCCAAAAAUGCCAAAACAUACAACGAACCAGGAUCUCAGGUUUUCAAGGAUGCUAAUGCCAUAAAGAAAGCCUUCAUCCAGCGGAAGACUGAUCUUGAACAUGCUGAACCAACUAAAUCUAGUCUUCGCAUCAGGAAUCGCAGGUCAGGCCAGGGAGAUCGACUCUCUGGCGUCAGUGUUGCUCUUCAGUACGGCUCGGAGAGCGAGGACGACCCCGUGCUUUCUGGCUCUGUGUGCUAUGACGAGGGGGAGUCUGAGGCUGAGAGUCAGAGUUCCAGUAUGGAGAUGAGUAACCCGAUCUUCCAGCUGUAUGAAGCUGUGAGGGGUGCGAGGAACAACCAGGGUCAGGUCUUCUCUGAACCUUUCCAGCAGCUGCCCUCUCGCAGAGAAUACCCCGAUUAUUUUCAGCAGAUCAAACAGCCCAUCGCUCUGCAGCAGAUCAGGGCUAAGAUGAAGAAUGGCGAGUAUGAAAAUGUGGAGCAGAUGGAUGUGGACCUCAAUCUGAUGUUUGAGAAUGCUAAGCGCUACAACAUGCCUAACUCAAGCAUUUACAAACGGGCCUUUAGACUUCAGCAGAUCAUGCAGGCAAAAAAGAGGGAGCUUCUGAGGAGAGACGAUGAGGAUGGAGACAGUAUUCUGUCCUCUGAUGCAGGAAGCAUCAAAAGGAAAAGUCACAAGAAAAAUGUGAAAAAGAACAGAAUGAAGGCCUUGUAUGCUGCAGUGAAUGAGGCCAAGGAGGCGGGCACCAAUCGCCGUCUUAGUGAGCUGUUCAUGGUCAAACCGUCAAAGAAGGACUACCCCGAUUACUACAAGGUCAUCCUAGAACCAAUGGACCUGAAGACCAUCGAGCAAAACAUACGCAUUGAGCGCUACACCUCAGAGGACGCCCUGAUGGAUGACAUGAAGUUGAUGUUCCGUAACGCUCGGCAUUACAAUGAGGAGGGAUCUCAGGUGUAUAAUGAUGCUGAUAUUCUGGAGAAGAUACUGAAGGACAAGCGCAAAGAGCUGGGACCGCAGCCUGACGAGGAUGAUGUUGGGUCUCCAAAACUGAAACUAAGAAAAAGUGGUGUUUCUCCAAAGAAGUCCAAAUACCUCACCCCUCUUCAGCAGAGGUUAAAUGAGCUCUAUGAUGCUGUGCGAAACUUCACUGACCGCCGAGGUCGACGUUUAAGUACAAUCUUCCUGCGCCUGCCAUCCCGUGCCGAGCUUCCCGACUACUAUGCUACGAUCAAGAAACCCAUCGAUAUGGAGCGCCUCAGAAGCCACAUGGUGGCCGGUCGUUACCAAGAUGUUGAUGCCCUGAUGGAGGACUUUGCUCUCAUGUUCAACAAUGCGUGCAUGUACAACGAGCCCGAGUCUCUGAUAUACAGGGAUGCUCUUGUCUUGCAUCGCGUGCUGCUGGAGACCCGUAAGCAGCAGGAGGGAGGUGAAGACUCAGGGCCUCCUGCUGUGGGAACUCUGGUACGAGAGCUUAUCAGGAACCUGUUUGUGUCUGUGCUGGGCCACCAGGAUGAAGAAGGCCGCUGCUACAGUGACUCACUGGCUGAGAUUCCUGCUGUAGAUCCAGCUGCUCCUGAAAAACCUCCACUUAAUUUUGAUGUCAUCAGGAUGAAUGUGGACCGUGGCCGUUACAGGAGACUGGACGUCUUCCAAGAACACAUGUUUGAAGUGCUGGAGAAAGCACGGAGGCUUCACAGGACUGACUCAGAGAUAUUUGAGGAUGCUGUUGAGCUCCAGCAGUUUUUCAUUAAGAUCAGGGAUGAGCUAUGCAAGAAUGGAGAGAUCCUGCUCACAUCCGCACUCAACUACACGUUGAAACACCUGCACAACGACGUGGAGCAGGAAAAGAGGGAGAAAAUUCCAAAGGAAAUUGAUGAGGACCGAAAGAAGGAGGAAGAGGAGGAGGGGGGAAAAGAGGGUGAGAAAGCAGGGGACCAGCAAGGAGGGUCAUGGAAGCCAGAGUUGGAGACGGAGCGUGUGUACAGUCAGGACUGCAGCUUUGAAAACUGCACCUACCACGUGGGGGAGUUUGUCUAUGUGGAGCCAUCAGAGCCCAACCUGAAGCCACACAUCGUCUGUAUUGAGCGUCUGUGGGAGGAUAAAGCAGGUGAGAAGUGGCUCCACGGAUGCUGGUUCUACAGACCCAGUGAAACCUUUCAUCUUGCCACACGCAAGUUUCUUGAAAUGGAGGUUUUUAAGAGUGACUACUACAACAAAGUGUCCAUCAGUAAAGUCCUGGGCAAAUGUGUGGUUAUGUUUGUGAAGGAUUAUUUCAAAAUGCAACCUGAGGGCUACAGAGCCGAGGACGUGUACAUCUGUGAAUCCCGCUACACCGCCAGGUCAAAGUCCUUCAAGAAGAUCAAGAUUUGGGCCAUGCCUGCAAGCUCCCUGAAGUUACUCCCUCGGGACGUGCCGCUGCCUGUUGUCCGUGUUGCUUCAAUGUUUGCCAAGCCUGACCUGGACAAAACGACAAUCUCAUACACAGGGAGUGGCAGUUUUGUAGACAAGGAGAGAGAGGACGUCCCCGUGGAGAUGAGCGGAGGCGAGCCUGACUGUCAGUACUACGAACAGUUACGCUUCAACAACAUAUGGGUUAAAGUGGGAGACUGUGUUUAUAUUCAGUCCCACGGCCUGUCCAAGCAAAGGGUUGCCAGGAUUGAGAAGCUGUGGGUGCAGAAUGGAACUACUAGUGCUUUCUUCUUUGGACCGAUCUUUAUUCAUCCUGAGGAAACAGAGCACGAACCCACGAAGAUGUUCUACAAACGAGAAGUGUUUCUGAGCCAUCUGGAGGAGACUCUGCCCUUGACUUGUGUCAAAGGCAAAUGUAUGGUGUCUUCCUUUAAGGACUUCCUGUCAUGCAGACCCACUGAGGUUUUGGAAGAUGAUAUCCUGCUGUGUGAGAGCCGUUACAUCGACACAGAGAAGCAGAUGAAAAAGUUUAAGGGUCUGAAACGCUUCUCCUUCUCCUCCAAAGUAGUGGAGGAUGAGAUCUACUAUUUCAGAAAAUUGAUUGUGCCGCAGAAAGAAGCAUCACCCUUUUUGGACAAGAAGAUAGAUGAGCUUGAGUUAAAACUGGCAGAUCUGGAGGAUGCUGAAGAUGAUAUGGACGACAUGGAUGACGAGGAGGCUCCAGCGACUCCUUCUGUUCCUCAGAUGCAAACUCCACAUGCAAACGAGAUGGACGUCAUGCCAUACACACCUUCUCAGUCCACUCCUAAGGUGAAGGGCUUAUCGAAGAAGGAGGGAGCCAAGAGGAAGAUGAACAUGAGCGGCUAUAUCCUGUUCAGCAGUGAAAUGCGAGCAGUCAUCAAAGCUCGACACCCAGACUACUCCUUUGGAGAGCUGAGUCGCCUUGUGGGCACCGAGUGGAGGAACCUCGAGGCUUCCAAGAAAGCAGAGUAUGAAGAGCGUGCAGCCAAAAUAGUGGAGCAACAAGAUCGAGAGAGACCUACCCAGAAGCAAGUGUCCCCUAGAGCAGGUACCCCCAUAGGGUCACUGAUGGGGGUGGUGCCUUCGCCUAGCACUAUGGGAAUGAUAAACCAGAACAUGACACCUGUGUCAGGCAUGAUGGGAGCUUACCCACCUUACAUGUCCAUGCAGGGCCCCCAUGAGGGCUUGCUGAGUGUGGCCCCAAUGCCACCUCACCCUGCAGGGGGGCCCUUUCUGUCUCCUCACCAUCUCCAGCAAGGUAUGCCUGGGUACCCUGGCAUGCCUCAUCAGGGUAUGAUGGGUCCUGGCAUGAAUGGCAUGGCAGGCAGUCCUGCACAAGGGAAUUACAUGCAACAGCCUGGGAUGUUCAGCCCGGGACCACAUGCUCCUCCACCAUAUCCAGGACAAGGACAGCCAUCACACCUGCAGCCAACCUCUCCCAUGUUUGUGGCUCCACCACCAAAGACCCAGAGGGUGCUCCACUCUGAAGCCUACCUGAAGUACAUUGAGGGAUUGAAUUCAGAGUCGAGCACUGUCAGCAAGUGGGACCAAACGCUCAGAGCUCAAAGGCGAGAUGCUUACCUGACCAAAGAGCAGGAGAGCCGGUUGCCAGCUCAUUGGCUAAAGAGCAAAGGAGCCCACACCACCAUGGCCGAUGCACUGUGGCGCCUGCGUGACUUGAUGCUCAGAGACUCUCUGAACAUCUGUCAGGCACACAACCUUUAACUUGUUGGACACUGACCACUUAUAACCAGCUCACUCACUGCUCCUGUCCUCAAGCUAUGGAGUGUAGGAAGGAUUUUAGCCCAUAGAAGCAAUAUUUUAUAGUGAAUCAUGAUCAGUUUUAUAUUUAUUAGCUUGAAAUAAUGAGCUUGAUAGUAACUUGUGUGUGAAUUUCAAUUUUUUUACAGACCAGUUUAUUCAUGCUGCAAAACCGGUGUUUUGGCUUAUUAAUUAAUACAGAAUAAAAAUUUGGAACAUCA
Labrus bergylta (ballan wrasse) is the source of this 5303-nucleotide messenger RNA. It is a transcript of the gene pbrm1l, whose product is annotated as polybromo 1, like. Gene Ontology annotation, cellular component: SWI/SNF complex; RSC-type complex. Gene Ontology annotation, biological process: transcription elongation by RNA polymerase II; chromatin remodeling. Gene Ontology annotation, molecular function: protein binding; chromatin binding. The record is from RefSeq and is a predicted model, not a curated record. Lineage: Eukaryota; Metazoa; Chordata; Actinopteri; Labriformes; Labridae.